UCCCUGUGGGAAUGGACACCGCAAAACUUCGAAACACCAAGCAAAGCUUAGUGGGAAGCUGGAACAGGUGCUCACUUACCAACGGCUGUGUGAGGUCAAAAACACAUACCAUCACAAGAGCAUAUGGAGAGCCAUUGGAAUGUGGGCGGCUUCCCUAGUCUCGCAAGAGAUAGCCUCACGGGUCAAAGAUGCCGGCUGGGUUGCUCCGAAGGCGGAGCUUUAAACGUUGCCAACCAGUCGCAAGAUGGACGGUCGAGGUCUUCAGAGAAAGUGCAACCAUCAUCCCCUGCGGGUCUGUGAGCUGGCUUCCAGCCUCAACCUUUUUGUUCUUGUCGUCGACACUGAGUGCGGAUCCGUGGUGGGUGAUUCUGACGUUCAUCAAGUCGGUGCCGUUACUUAUUGAUGGAAAACAGACCGUGGACGAAUUAGUCAAUCAUGGUUGCAGUCGAAGACUGUUUCGGGAGAACUUUCCAAAGAGUGGCCGAGGGGUGGACAUCUGCGAGCAUUCUACACCGUUCGGAAGUCGUACGGGUUUCCAACUUCACAGCCAAUGCCAGGUCUUGCGCCAAGGGAAAUCAUCUUGAAGCUACAAGCAGCAGGCAUGAACAACAAUUUUCUAUGGGUGGAGCAUUCCCGUAACAAUUUCGAUUAUCGACAUUUGAUAGCUCUAACUCCGCCUGAUCGUACUCCCAUCGCCCGACAACGUCUAGUACUCAAAG
Molecule: messenger RNA, 719 nt
Organism: Mollisia scopiformis
Lineage: Eukaryota; Fungi; Ascomycota; Leotiomycetes; Helotiales; Mollisiaceae
Exons: 1
Coding region: 189-584 (131 amino acids)
Source: RefSeq, a predicted model, not a curated record